AUGGGGAGGCGGAGGGUGGAACAGAGUUUCUCCUCCCCUGGAGCCCCGAUCAGAUUUCCUCUAGAGGCAGAAGAAAAAGCAAAGAUCCCACCUUCACUUCCCUCUGCCUGGCCCGAGUGGGCUUGUCUCCUGGCUCUCUGCUCUGCGCCGUCCGCCCGGGACCCAAGGAGACCCAGGAUGAUCUGGAAAAGCCUGCCCGUGCUCGCCCUGCUGGCCAUCGCCUGGGUCCACGCUGAGGAAGAAUCAAAAAGCAAAUCCAAAGUCUGUGCCAAUGUGUUUUGUGGCGCAGGCAGGGAGUGUGCAGUCACUGAGAAGGGAGAGCCAACCUGUCUUUGUAUUGAGCAAUGCAAAUCUCACAAGAGGCCUGUGUGUGGCAGUAACGGGAAGACGUACCUCAACCACUGUGAGCUGCACCGUGACGCCUGCCUCACGGGAUCCAAAAUCCAGGUGGACCACGACGGGCACUGCAAAGAAAAGAAACCAGCAAGUGCAUCUGCAAGCCCGGUUGUCUGCUAUCAGUCUGACCGUGAUGAGCUCCGGAGGCGCAUUAUCCAGUGGCUAGAGGCUGAGAUCAUACCUGAUGGCUGGUUCUCUAAGGGGAACAACUACAGCGAAGUCUUAGACAAGUAUUUUAAGAGCUAUGAUGAUGGAGAUUCCCGAUUGGACUCCAAUGAGUUCUUGAAAUUUGUGGAACAGAAUGAAACCGCUAUCAACAUCACCACCUACGUCAACCAAGAAACCAACAAGCUGCUCAGGGGACUCUGCAUUGAUGCUCUCAUUGAGCUCUCUGAUGAGAAUGCUGACUGGAAACUCAGUUUUCACGAAUUCCUCAAGUGCCUCAACCCUUCCUUUAACCCUCCUGAGAAGAAAUGUGCCCUGGAAGAUGAAAACUAUGAGGAUGGAGCCGAGACCCAGGUGGAAUGUAACCGCUGUGUCUGUGCCUGUGGGAACUGGGUCUGCACCGCCAUGACCUGUGAGGGAAAGAAUCAGAAAGGGCAACAGCCUAACGAGGAUCUGACUGAAGAGGAGUUGGCCAGAUAUGUCCAAGAACUACAGAAGCAUCAGGACACAGUGCAAAAGAACAAGAAGCCAAGCACCAAAGAAAUCUAACAGAAGCUUCCAGCCCCUGAAGAAGGAACCCAGAGCUUCUGCCUCAAGGCAGGCUCAGCCCAUGCCCGUUUACUUCAGCGCUGAAUUCCAUAUACACAAGUGUCUGCUACAGUUUCCAAAUCGCCAAUAUUUACAUUGUAUAAUGAAUUUUUUUCACUUAUUUGUUUUUAUAAUAAAGGAAGAUGUGGGACAAGAGAGGGGGUGGGGCCAUAACCUUCAUUUCUAAGAAAGCUUUAAGGGAGACUGGAACUGGUGCUUGGGGGGCUCACCAAGGAGGCUGCUUCCCAGUUACAGGAGGAGCCCACUUGGAUCAGAAUUACAUCCCAGUCCUGUGCUCAGAUGAGCUGGAGGAAAUGCAAUAGUAGAAUGCCAGGGAAAUAUGUUCAUGGGGGGGGGGGGGGGGCUGGCCAUUCCGGAUUGGGGGGAAAGGAGAUUGCAGAAGAGGGAAUACAGCCCUGCUCUAGAGAAUUGGCAGGGGACCCAGGAUGUAGCUUGGCUACUGAGAACCCGAACCCUCUCAGCUUGUCCUCUCCCACUCUGUCCAGGAGUAUACUCUCAAAAGAUAAAUGGAAAGGUUAACUCAUGGCAGCUUUCCAUUGGCCAGUUGUCUGUCAGCAUGACCUGAACUUAUACCUCUACUGGUGACUCUGGCAACCUGUUAGUGACCAUACAUCCUCCAAACCACCUACUCCUCAUGAGGCUUGGGCAGAGAGUUCUGGGAGUCCCAGAUCUCUGUGAUCCAGCUCUUGUCUGCCACUUGCUACCCUCAUUGGGCACACUCUUUCAUUUGUUUUAUUUUGUUUUAUUUUGUUUUUUACUUUUCACAAAGGUGCUAUCUUCUCUUGAAACACUUUUGACAAGUUGACUCUUUUUUUUCAUUUAUUGUUAUUACCAUUGCCUGUUGUUCAUGAAUAUUUCAUUUUCUGGAUUAGGAAUUGAGUUUUUGUAUUUUUCAGUACUUUCUAGACUUUAGAGGGGAGGGAGGAAUUUAUAAUUAUUUAAUGUCUUAUUCUAUGCAUGGCCUCACCAUGCCUGCAGCCCAGACCGCAUGUUACAUUGCACACUGGAUGGUCAGGGUUUUCUUCCAUCACUUCCAAGGACAUCAAUGUCUGUGAGUGGGAACAGGGGCUGCCUCAAAGAGAAGUCAAUGGGAGAAGAAGCAUUGUCAUAGGAAACUGUCUGUGUUUGGAAGACCAAGUUUUGACUGAUUCUAUGGAGACGAUUUUGAGGGCUCCAAAUAAAGAUAUCUGUAUCAGAAUUCAGAUAUUCCAAAUGGUUGGAGGUUAAAAAAAAGUAAACAGUACAGCUCCUCUUUCUAUAGAUAUCUGGGGGCUGGUAGAUUAUAGCAAUAAGAAUGGCUAGCAAGUGAUAUAAAUGGAUGGGGUAAACCUUCAAGGAAGAGAGAUUGCUCAAUGAAGCAGAGGAAGGGUCUGGACUUGGUGUUGAGGGUCAGAGAAGAUGUCUACACCUUUGUCUGGUCCAGAGCGUCAGGAUUGGGGAAUGAGAGAAGGAGCACCUUGUACCAGAGAGACAGUGGCCAGGAAUGCAGUGUCUUACAGAGGGAGCCAGGUUUCCAUGAGUACAAGAAGGCUGGUUGUCUACCAUUGACCCCUGCAGGUUUCUUCAAGCUGUGAGAUUCUGUGAGUCUAUGACUCAAGUUCAUGUGAUUUUAAUCUCCUUCCAUGAGAUGAAGCUCUGUUAUAAUCCACCAAGAUUAGCAGCAAAGGAGUAAAUUUAAUGCUGAUGGUAGAUUAUGCCAGAAAGCAAUGGAGGCAUCAGGCAAUAGAUGGGGGGAGUUAUAUCUGAUUUGUUUUGAGGGUGUUUUUUUUCCGUUUCAUGUUAGACUUGUUAUUCUUCAAAACAAAAAUAAAAUAUCUUCAAUAGCAAUUUAUGGUAGGAUGUCAGUCACCAAGCGUUUCUUAAACACCUACUAUAUGCCAGGCACUCUGCAUGAUGGAAAAUCACCCAGAAUGGGUGGGCAUGGAUGGACUGAAAUCUGCUUCAUUGAAGGGAAUACCCACUUAGAGGAGAUCACAGAACCAUAGAGAAGGGAAUUAAAACCUGGUUUCUAAUUUCAAUAGGGAAAAAAGUAAGAGACAACUCUGGCUGGCACUAUCAAGCUUGGGAAAUACAAGUAUUUGAGAGAAAUCAUUUCCUGUUUCUGGGUACUUCAGCUCUGACUUCCCUUUUCCUACACUUGGCACUGUAUCUAUUUCAGACCAAUAAAUUCAUUUCUAAGAAAGGGGCAUAGGUAUUCCAUCUAGUAUAAUUCUCGCACAUUAAAUGUUUGUUGAUUGACUAAUAGAACAAACAUGAAAUCCUGUGUGUAGAAGGCACACAAGGAUCCAUCUUUUCUUCAGAAUUAAAUGACUUGGGUUGUAAUGCAUGAACAAUGAUGAGAGGCUGUUGUGUUUAAAUUGGAAUUCUCCCUAAGUAGAUUUUCUUUCUCCACUUCACUGAAAAAGUAUGCAAUUUCAAACACUCCAACUUAGAAGGAUCCAUUUUGCUUAGAAUUCUCAUCUUUCACCUAUCUUUAGCCUAAAACAUUGUUAACUCCCUCGUCUAUUCCUGAAGUUUAAGCAUCUCCUUGUUCAAGUGCCUUACACAACCUUGCAGCCAGACUUACUCAAACUACAGAUUUUCACUUGCAGAAAAUGGGUUCCUUUUCCCAUUCCAGAAUCCUUGAGGGGAGAGGGAAGGCCACAGACUGGCAGUGAGGUGGGAAGCAAAUUACCAGUGCAAUGUCCCAUCAGCCAAUUCCACCGUCACAUUUAAUUAGUGGUACAGUUCAAAAUUGCCAUCGCCAUAUGAGAUCACAGAGUUAGAGCUGGAAGGGACUUCAGAGGUAAAAUUCAACUCCCUCAUUUUACAGAUGAGGAAAUUGACACUCAAAAAAUGUUAAAUGACUUGGCCAGGGUCACACAACUACCAAAUGUCUGAGGCAAGAUUUAAGUCUAGGUCUGACUCCAAUUCCACUACUCUGUCCCCGAUGCCACCUCUCAGAGCACAGGGGCAACUUGGAAAAGAUGAGAUGUAAAAUCAGUCUGGCGUGGUCUGUAAACUGAGGACAGCUCUGAUCAGUUCUAUCAAAGUACUGCUAAUGAGCAGCCCAAAAGCUCAUGGAAAGGACUUUGUGGCUCAAGCUUAGGGGUCCUACAGAGAACUGCACAGAAUAAAUGGAGCAAAAUUUCAUAAAGGUACACUUCUGUCCCUUUGUGAAAGGGGCAAUAUGUAUAGCAAGCUUUCUGAGUCUCUUCUUUCCCCACCUCCACUAUGGUCUUAUAAGCCUCUGUUUAUGUGUCAAAAUGUAUGUGUUAAAAACAAGUGUCCAUGGAAAUGUUAAUACUAGCCCCUGCCUGACCAUUUUCCAAGAGCAGAUGGGUCUUCCUUCUACUUACUAAUUAGUCUCACUUCCACCAUCCACCAAGUUCCAAGCAACUAUCUCAGAGAAAGGACUGCAGGGACAUUUUCUCCUAUAUGCUUACUUUUUACAUACUAAAAAAAACUUAUAUAAAAAAACAAAACAAUGUAAGCCUUGUGUUUCUCAUGCAUGUGAGAAUGUGUCAGUGAAAGGGCUCGGUAGUCAGUAGUAGGCUUUCAUAUUGCAUUUAUUUUAACCCUUUUUGUAAUUCCUGAUAGGUUCAUUUGUUUCCCUUUCCUUUGGACAUAUAAAUGCCAAAUAAAGAAAUUAAAACAAUUA
This is a messenger RNA of Vombatus ursinus (common wombat), 4810 nucleotides long. It is a transcript of the gene FSTL1, whose product is annotated as follistatin like 1. Bases 1 to 1110 code for a protein of 369 amino acids. Gene Ontology annotation, molecular function: protein binding. The transcript is spliced from 11 exons. The record is from RefSeq and is a predicted model, not a curated record. Gene Ontology annotation, biological process: regulation of BMP signaling pathway; multicellular organism development; cell differentiation. NCBI's taxonomy places the organism in Eukaryota, Metazoa, Chordata, Mammalia, Diprotodontia, Vombatidae.